UUAGGCUUGUUUCCUUUCCAAUGUCGAACGAAAAGUCAGAAAAGAUAGUAAUUGGGAUGAAAACGAAUUAAAACGAUUGAAGUAGUAUAUAUAACGAAGUCAAUAUUAUGUACCACAUACGUCCUUUACAUUGCAAAUAUUAAUAAGUAAUUAAUCAAAAAAUGGGUGCGGUUGUAAAAUAUGUAAUAGCCGGCUUAGUUAGGUAUUGGCUUAUUCAUACAGACUUUUGGCAUACACUAUCCAAUAGGGUAGAAAUAGCGACUCCCUUAAAUUCAUGGAAGAGGUUAAUUGAAGGUGUUUAUUUAUACGACCAAAACAUUAAUCCGUACGAAGGAGAUGCUUUCCACGAAUCACCGAUAGUGUUAGUGAUUUUCCAUUAUCUUUUAAAACAUGUCCCGUAUAGCCUACCAUUUAUAUUCAGUGCAAUGGACCUCCUCACUGCGUAUCUUCUCUACAAAACCUCGAGAGGUUUUGUCAGAAUCUUCCUUAACUGUCAAGAGAAAUAUUUAUCAGAUGUGUCUCAGGAAUCAAAGGAUAUGGUUAUGACAGAAAGUCAGUUAAAAGAGACAUCUGAAUAUGUUCUGUCUGUCUAUUUAUUUAAUCCAUACUCUAUAUUGAACUGUGUUGGGAUGACAACAACAGUUUUGCAGAAUAUGUUGUUAGCUGCAGCACUUUGUGGUGCGGCUCAUGGAUAUGUGAUAAUAUCCUGUGCGUUCUUAGCCUUUGCUACUCAUCAAGCAUUAUACCCUGUCUUACUGAUAGUACCAACGGCUAUGAUAUUGGCUGAAGUGAACAAGGGAUGUAAUAAAUGUUCAUAUAUUAAAACAUUGUUGGCCUUUGUUUUGAGUUGGAGCUUUGUGGUUUAUAUAUCUGCAUUUAUAAUGGAUGGUUCUUAUAAUUAUGUUUACAAUACAUAUGGUUUUAUAUUGACUGUUCCAGACCUAAAACCAAAUAUUGGACUUUUUUGGUACUUUUUCACGGAAAUGUUUGAGCACUUUAGAUUACUGUUUGUAUGUGCUUUCCAAAUAAACGCCCUGAUACUGUACAUAGUACCAUUGACUUUGCGAUUUAAGAAGGAACCAAUAUUAUUGGUGACUGUGCUAUUAGCACUGUCAACUGUAUUCAGAUCUUACCCUUGUGUGGGUGAUGUUGGCUUCUAUAUGGCAUUCAUACCAAUGUGGAAACACCUUUUUACAUUUAUGCAACAAAAAUUUAUUGUUGCCUGUGCAUUCAUCAUUACUUCAGCUUUGGGACCGACAGUAUGGCAUUUGUGGAUAUAUUCUGGAUCAGCUAAUGCCAACUUUUUCUUUGGUGUCACCUUAUCUUUUGCAACAGCACAAAUAUUCCUUAUAACUGACUUAUUGUUUGCGUAUAUUAAAAGAGAAUAUACUCUUAAGAAUGGAUCUUCGAGGACCAUUGAUGGAAAACCUGCCAAAUUAGUUCUGCGAUAAUGACAACUGUAAACUGAAAUGACAGAAAUAUGCAUAAAACUUGUACAAUGACUUCUUAUGUGUAGCUUUAGCAUUCAGAAAAAAAAAACUGUUAUGCAGAUGUCUGAAUGUUACAUUUGUGCAGUAAUAUAUUACAUAUUGAAGACCAAAAAAUUUUUUCAUUCUUAAGUAACAUCUCCAUAUCACCAUUUCGUUGAAUAGAGUAUGUUGAUCAGUUGAGACAGUAUACAUUCAUUCAAUUCUGCAUUUAAAUUAGUAAUUUUAGGGUAUUAUAAUAUAAGACAAGAAGCAAAGACUUGUAUAACUAAUGACUGUAACUAAAUUAAUGAUAAAAUGCAUACAAUCUUUUAAGUACAGCUAAAAUAUUUUCUAUAUCUGACUGUCACUUAGUACUAUUCAAUAUUCAUAAUUAAUAUGUAUAGUUACUUUAUUAGUCGAAGAAAGAAAUAUUUUUUAGCUCAUGUGUUCAUUUCGUUACAACUUGUUUUUUAGACAUAUUUGAUAUUGCUUUAAAGUUAUUAAUAUUGUAUUUGACUGUUAUAUCAUAUCAAACUGUCGUUACAAUUUUUAGUUACUGUUUGCACAAAGAUAAAUGUCAAAACAUACAGUAUUUUUUAACAAAAUUAAAAUUAACAACUUAUUGGAUUGAAAAUGUAAGAAGAAAAGCUACAAAAGUUUAUCGAAUGCAAGACUUACUGUGACAUAAGUUUAAAUCUUUAUCAUAUACGCUAUACAUUUCGGUAAGAACAUGCACACACAGAUUUUGCCUAAUUGAAAAAGUGUAUUUUAUUUCCCAAAACAUAAAAUACUGUACCUACUAGAAAAAUUGUACACAAAACAUGAAAUCGUUUUUUAAAAAUACUAGAUUUUACUCAUAAGCGUUUUCUGUGAGUCUAAAAAACCCUUAUAUUCAACUUCAACUUUAACCGUAACCAGGAAACGAAACGUGCUAAAAAAGUUAAACAUGGAAAUUAAAAUUCAAUUUGUUAUUACCGCCGACAAUGUUCUCUAGAGAUUUAAAAAUGUUGCCAUUGUUUUCCAUACUUUUUAUUUUAAUUAUUAAGAAACAUAGAUAUGAACAUACGUGCGAGAAUGUAUAUUUGUUUAAAAUCUUUUAAAUAAAUAACAAAACACGUUUAGUAUGUAUGUCACAAUUCAGUAUAAAAUAACAUGUAUUAUAAUUGUGUUGUAAAAAUUAAAGUAUUUUUUGUACGAA
Messenger RNA from Bombyx mori (domestic silkworm), 2667 nucleotides. It is a transcript of the gene PIG-U, whose product is annotated as phosphatidylinositol glycan anchor biosynthesis class U protein. NCBI's taxonomy places the organism in Eukaryota, Metazoa, Arthropoda, Insecta, Lepidoptera, Bombycidae. The coding region runs from base 162 to 1451 and encodes 429 amino acids. Gene Ontology annotation, biological process: attachment of GPI anchor to protein. The record is from RefSeq and is a predicted model, not a curated record. Gene Ontology annotation, cellular component: GPI-anchor transamidase complex; membrane. The transcript has 3 exons.